AUGCAAAUCAGUCAAGAGAUGUUUAAAUGGUUGAAAUCAUUGAAUAUAAUAUAGAAUGGGAUUCCAAAAUAGAAUGGAAGAAUGGAAUUAGAUUCAGAAAGUACAUCAGGCUUUUACAACGGUUUCAAGAUAUCAGAACUCUUAGAUAAAUUAUCAGGUGUAUAUAAUUAAUAAAUAAAAACACAAACAAAUCCAACUGCAAGAUUGUAUAAUUGGAAUAUAAUCACAGAACGAUUACAUUAAAUAAAAGUUGAAUUGGAUAGUGAAAUAAAGAAAUUAAUCAUUGAUGGUGAUUUAGAGAUGAUUGUGGAAGUAUUGAAAGAUGUUUAAUCUAAAUUCGUAAAAGAGAAUAAUACAUCUAAGAUAGAAAAUCAAAAGAAGACUUUUGAUAUUGAAACUCUUAAUUCUGCAAAAUCUCUAAGUUCUUGUGAGACUGUACUCGAAUUCGUAAUUGUAGCAUUAAGUUAAAACCUUAUAUUGAAACCAAAACAAUCAUAAUAGUUACUAAAUAACAAUUUUAAAUUACUUACACAUGUCUUUAUUAAGGGAGUGAAAGGGAUGUAUUUUUAAUUAGUAACACUUCUAUAAGAAAUAUAUAAUAAUAUGCCUAGAUUGAUAGAAUUAUUAAAAGAAGAGGAACAUUAAAUAGGAUUCUUUGUUUCAUUUCUUAAACUGUCAAUGUUUUCUAAAGAUUCAGAAGUAGUACAUUGGGGAUUAAGAUUACUUGGUAAAUUAGCAUAUGAUUUAUCUUAAUAUGACUUACUAUUUCAUAUGUUUUAAUGGUUAUUAAGUAUUUAAUAAUAUUUAUAUUAUCAUUUUAGAUUCUGGAUUAUCUACUUUAAUUAUUACACUCUAAAGAUAACCAUAAUUGGCUGAACAUUUAGCAACAGCUUUAUCUUAGAUUGCAUAAUAUGAUUACAAUUAAGUAUUUGGAUAAUAGAGAUAUUUUGAGAAUCCAAAGUCAUAUAUUGAAUUUUAUGGAGCUUUAAUACCAUAUUUAAAUUGUGAUGUAUAUUAAAAAUAUUAUUGAUUAGCUUAUAAAUUACAAUUUAGAAUAACAAAUUUAGAUUGCUAUAAGAUUAAGUGAUAAUCAAAGUACUAGAGAUGAAAAGAAUGUCGCAAUCCAAUUUCUAUGUAAUGCUUGGAUUCAUUAUAAUACAUUUUUAGAAUAGAAUAUGCAAUAUUAAUAAUCAAUAUUAGCAAUGCUUCAAAGAACUGCCAAAGAUAAUUCUACUAUUUUGAAAUCAUAUUCUAUCACAUAAGCAUUCAAAUUAUUGGAUGGUUUGGCUUAAAAGAAAGUUGUUACUGCUGUAUCAGUUUAUAAGAAGUUAAUUUCUAUUCUUAUUGAAAGCUAAAAUAAUGAAUAUAUUGUAAGAUAAUUCACUUACAUUAUUUAAAAAUAUCCAAGUAUUCCUAUUGAAUUAUUAAUUGAUGGUUUAAUUAAAAAUUAAAAUUUAAAUAUGCCUGAUUGUGAUAUAUAUUAUGUGUUAAGUGCACAUUAAAAUUUAAAAGUAUAAUCAGCCAUUACAAUGUUAGAAUUAUUAAUUAGAAUCUAUAAUAGUAGUGUAUUAUUUUAAAGUGCCUUAUUCCCUACUAUAUAAUAAAUCAUUUAAAAAUUUAUAGAACUCUCAGAAUUCCAAGAAUAUAUGAAUAGAAUGACCUAAACUUGUUUAAAUUUAUAUGUUAAUUCUGUGAGAUCUAAAAAAACUACUACUACUACAACAAUUACUAAUUAUUAAGAUGAUUCAGUUGUUAACUCUUAAAGAAGAGCAUAAAUUAUAUAGUUAUUUAAAUACAUUAUUCAAUUAAGAUGUUUUUCAAUGAAUAAUAUGCUCAAACCAUUAUUAGUUGGAGCACAUUUAGAAUUAAGAAACAUUGAAAAUAGAGAUAAUAAAGGAAUUAUUUAAUUAUUACAAAUGCUAGGUGAUCCAAAUACAAUUGUUGAUGAAUAUAUAACAAAAGAUUAGUAAAUGACAUCUCAAUUAUUUCUCGAAAAAAAAAUGUAAUAAAUGGAAGGUAGUUAAUCAUAAGCUUUGGAAGAUCAAUAUCUUUAAAAAAAUAAAAAGUUAUUUGAAAAAGAAGAAGAUUUAGUCAAGUCAUUAUUAUUAGAAGAAAAGAAUGAAAGUAAGAAUCAACAACAAAUAAAAAAAAAGAAGAAAAGGAAUUAUGAUUUUGAUGAAUUCUAAUGUGUAUAUGAGGAAGGAGAAUUAGCAUAUAAACCUUUAGAUGUUGUCUUAAUAGAUUUUUCAUUAGAAGAAGAUGUUGAUAGAGAAUCUAUGAAUAUAGCUAUUAAACAUUUCUCUAAGACUUUUAGAUACUUGUUUAAUAGAUAUGCAUCUACUCCUUAAGAGGCUGCUAAAAAUAGACUUAGAAGUUUAGAUCAAAGUUAAUUAGAAUUGAGAUCUUCUGAUAUAGUUAAGAUACUUUAAGAUUAUGAUAUUUUCAAUUUCAGUACAUAUGAAGAAAUUAUUAAUCUUAUUGCAACUGUUAAUCAUAAAUUUAAUUUAUUUAGUUUAAGUUCCUAAAUUAGAUAAUUACCAUAAGAUAAUUAAACUGAAAAGUAAUCUUCUUUAUCUGCUACUACUUCUAGAACUGUUAAUUAUAAAUUAGAUUUUGAAAAUUUCAAAAAAUUCUUAAUCUAAUUUGCUAUUGUUAUUUUUGGUAGACCACCAAAAGAUUUUAGAAAAAUGCCAGCUGGACAUGUAUUAGUUGAAUUUUUUAAAUAUUUUUCAUUUGUUUCAAGAAGAAAGAAUGAAAAUCAUCUCAUUUUUGAUGAUCCAGAUGGAGUUACUACUGUAGCUGAUAAAAAUACUAUUUAAAAAUGGAAUGCUUAAUUACUUUAAAAUCCAAAUAUUGAUGUUCCUACUGAAACCAGAUUAAAAAAAGUAUAAAUUGAAAGAGUUUCUUUACAUUAUUAAAUGAGAGAUGUUAUGAAAAAUCUAAAUAAAUCUUAUCUUAUUUGUUUUGAAAUUGUUAAUGAACUUAUUCAAUCUAAAUUUAAGUAAUUAUAAUUUAAAUUUUAUUAUAGAACCAAUAUUGUAGAACCUACAUUUAAAAUUAAUCUCAUUUAUGAAGUUAAACCUAUUGCAGCUAAAGGAGUUCAUUCAGAUCUUAAAAUUGAUCCAUUGAUUGAAAAACAAGAAUUAUUAAAGAAUUCUCUCACUCUAUUACCUAUUGAAAAAUAAGAAAUUAUGAAUAAGUCUUUAGAUUUAUCUUAAUUAUCAGAAGAAAAAAUUAUUAAUAAAAGUAUUGUUGAAAAGAUUGUUUCAAAGUAAGAAGAAGCUUUAAAAAAAGAAUUAAAGGAUAUUAAAUGGCAAAAAAGAAAAGAUUAUUUAGAUAAACAAUUCGAAAGAAUUUAAUAAUUUAAAGAAAAAAAAGAAGAAAUAAGAUUUAGUGAAUCAUAAGUUCUUGGAGAAUAAUUAAGAGAUUAAAAACCAAAACAUAUUGAUUAUAUGAAUAAUCUUAAAAAAGAAUACAGAAAAAAUUAAUCAGAAGUAAUUAUUAAAACUGUUAUGACAUAAUAAGAAGAAAGAAAAGAUUCUCCUAAAAAAUAAGGUGAUAAAUAAUAAUAAUAAUAAUAAUAAUAAAAAUAAUAAUAAGAUAAUAAAUAAUAAAAAUAAUAAUAAGAUAAUAAAUAAUAAUAAAAAUAAUAAGAUAAUAAAUAAUAAUUAUAAUCAUAAUAAUAAUAAUAAUCAUAAUAAAAAUAAUAAGUUCCAGAUGGUAAAUAAAAAUAAUAAGAUAAUAAAUAAUAACCCUAAUAAUAACCCCCCUAAUAAUAAUAAUCCUAAUAAUAAUAAAAAUAAGGAGUAUAAUCCCCAGAGAAGAAAUUAACAAAGGAAGAUAAAGCUGAAUAAAGAUUUAAAGCAAGAACAGCUGAGAUGGCUGUUCAUUAUAGGACAUCUUUAGAGAAGAAAGAACAAUUAAAUGAGAAAUUUUAGAAUUUUUAUAAAGAUCCUAAAGUUUAGGCAGAAUUUAAACAUUUUCGAUCAUCUGGUAGUGUGGUAUAAAUAAUAAUAAUAUACAUAAGGCAUUUCAUCAUUAUUUGAAAUACUCUGAUGCUUGGAAUUAUAGUGGGAAAAAGAUUGUAUAAUAGGGAUGGUUAGAUUUUGCAAAAGCUUUUAAUUUAUCUUCAUUAUUUAAUGAGGAAUAAUUGAUAAAGGUGUUUACGAAUACAUUGAAAUAAAAGAAUUAUGUAGGUCAUAGAGAAGCAGUUUAAAAGAACUUAAAAUAUUAGGAUGAGAUAGGUUUAACAUAUUUUGAAUUUGAAUAUUUGUUAUUAAAAAUAGCAAUAAUGGGAUAGGAAUAUUUUAAUUCAAUAUAGAGUGGUAAGAAAUUGGAUGAUAAUUUAAAAUAAUUAAUAAUUUAUAAAGAGAAAUAGAAUAAGAAACCAAAGAUAAAACAUAAAUAUGUAGAAAUUUUGGAAGAGAAUAUGAAUAAAACAACUAGUUUUACAUUAGCAGCAUGUUUAGCAUAUUUAGAUAUUCCAUAGAAUAAAGAUUUAUUUGCAGGUAAAUUGAGAUCAAUAGAGGGUGAUGAUAUAAUAGAAGAGACAAGACCAAAACAUUAAUCAGUUGGUAGAAAUAAUUAUAAAUAGAUUAGACUUAUCAUAAAUUAAAAAGAAGUAAGGAUUACCAGAAAGUCCAUAAGUAAAGAAGAGUAGUAAAUGGUAAAAACCAGGAACUCAUGGAAAAGGUGGAUAAGAUGAUAAAGGAAUGACAGAUUCUUAAAUUAAAUUACCUUAUCUUUCGAAGAAUGCAAAGAGUUAAGAAUUAUUAGAGAUGACAAAAAAAUGGGAAGAAAUUUAAAAAGAUGCAAAGAAAAAAUGA
Paramecium sonneborni is the source of this 4826-nucleotide messenger RNA. Lineage: Eukaryota; Ciliophora; Oligohymenophorea; Peniculida; Parameciidae. The record is from the annotation of a GenBank genome assembly.